This is a messenger RNA of Rotaria sordida, 387 nucleotides long. The record is from the annotation of a GenBank genome assembly. Lineage: Eukaryota; Metazoa; Rotifera; Eurotatoria; Philodinida; Philodinidae.
AUGUUUUCAUUAAUAUUAAUUGCAACUUUCCUUGUCAGUGCUAGCAGCAAUUCAAAUUGCCCAAAUCGACAAGCAAUUGAACAGUCUCUCAAUAAAGUUCAUAUUCCAGGUGCAACAAUCGUUGUUGUGAAUGCUACGAGUAUACUUUAUGAAGAUGGUUUUGGUUACCAUUCUCUAUUACCGACAAAAAUUAUGGAUGUAAAGCAAUCGAUUUUUGCCCUGGCUUCUAUCUCAAAGACAUUCAUUGCUGUUGCUGCCAUGCAAUUAGUCGAGAAAGAACUUGUUGAUCUUGAUACGGAUAUUAACCAAUAUUUAUCGGAACCUGAUCGAAAAAUCUUUCAUCCAGAUUUUCCAACUAAUCCGAUUACGUUGCGUAAAUUACUUUGA